CGGUUGGGUUCGGGCUCGCGCUCGCGCCAGACACCAGCUACGGGACUUUUUUGCUGCGUGCACUUUUUGUGCUGCUGAUGGUCGUGAGAGGGCUGUGGGUUUAUUGUGGUGUAGUUAGUUUCUGUCGCCCGCCGUGACGGUCGGGUAUCUGACUCGGUUGUCGGCUGUGCCGCCGUGAUCAGAGACCUGUGCCGCCGUGAUCUGAAACCUGUGCCUUCGUGAUCUGUGUCACCGGUGAACCGGUAUGAUCCCAUGCGCGGGCGUGUGAAAAUGUCGCGGUGCCACUUCAACAGGAGAUAGUGGGACGUCCCGCGCGGCGCGGCGCUAUCAGCAUGCCAGUGGCGACGCCGGAGGCCGUGGCGGCGGUGGCGGCUGCCGUGCACGCAUUGGCAGACCCGCCGGUGUCGGAGGCGGGGCCGAGGGCGCGCUCUGCUCAGUGCUCCGACUCCGCAGACGACAUGACGGUGGACGUCUCGGCGAUGGCCCCGGGGCCGACGCCGGCAGCGGCGUCGCUGCGCGGGCACGGCUGGCUGGUGUAUCUUCUGACUGUACUCAGCGCCAUCAGCAGUCUGCUGUUCGGCUAUGACACGGGUGUCGUGUCAGGCGCCAUGCUGCUGGUGCGCAGCGAGUUCCACCUCUCCGACUUCUGGCACGAGCUGAUCGUCUCGGCGACUGUGGGCGCGGCGUGGCUGUCCUCGCUACUGGGCGGCUAUCUGGCUGACAGGUUCGGCCGUAAACCUGUCAUCUUGGUAGCUGGAGUGCUCUUCGUAGUGGGAUCACUAGCCAUGGCUCUGGCUGGUGGCAAAGAAACUCUGCUAGUCGGCCGGUUGAUAGUCGGACUGGCCAUCGGAAUCUCCAGCAUGUGCGUGCCGAUCUACAUCUCUGAGUCGGCGCCGGCCGGCAUCCGCGGCCUCUUGGUGAUGGUGAUGACGGCCACCAUCACUCUGGGUCAGCUGGUGGCUGCGCUGGUGUGCGGAGCCUUCUCCACAGUGGACGGGGGAUGGCGUUGGAUGCUGGGCCUCGGCGCGCUACCGGCCGCUCUUCAGCUGCUCGGCUUCGCGUUCAUGCCAGAAUCACCCCGCUUCCUGGUGGCGAAAGGCCGCGAAGAGGCGGCCAAAGACGUGCUGCGGCGCGUGCGAGGCGAGGGGGACCACGUCGCCGCUGAGUACGACGCCAUCAAGACCGACCACACCGCGCAGGAGGCCGUGUUUCGUGAGCGAGCGGCGGCAGGUCACGGAGGCUCUGUGCUGUCACAGGUGGUGCGUGAACCCAGCACGCGCCGCGCGCUCAUCACCGGCUGCUGUCUGCAGAUGUUCCAGCAGAUCUCUGGCGUCAACACGGUCAUCUACUACAGCGCCAGCAUCAUCACACUGGCCGGCGUCCGCGACCCGUCCACCGCCAUCUGGCUCUCCGCGAUCGUCAGCUUCCUGAGCUUCAUGGCCAAGCUGGUCGGCCUGGGGCUGGUGGAGCGCGCGGGGCGCCGGCCGAUCCUCCUGUGGAGCACGCUGGGCUCGGCCGUCUCGCUCGUGAUCCUCGGCGCCGGCUUCCAGCUGAGUGCCAGCCACUCGGUCGGAGUGACAGUCCUGGAGGAGGGCCAGAGUGCGCUCCUAGCGGCCACCUGUGAUGCCUGUGAGCUAACCGGUGAGAACGGGUUCUGCUUCCAGGACCUGGACUCGGGACCUGUGAACGGCUCAUGCAUACCACACGUCUCCUCGUACAACUCGUCGGCAUCUCUGGGCCGGUGCGCCGACCCGGCAGAACUAGGUGUCAACAGCCUCACCUGGGCUCCUGACUGGUGCCCCACGGACUACGCCUGGCUUCCCAUCACGGGCAUGUUCCUCUACAUCACCAUGUUCUCCCCGGGCCUGGGCGCCAUGCCGUGGACCAUCACGGCCGAGAUCUAUCCGCUGUGGGCGCGCAGCACGUGCAACUCCAUCACUACAUCGGUCAACUGGUUCUUCAACUUGAUCGUGUCGUUGACGUUCCUGACGCUGAUCGCGGCCAUCACGCGACAGGGUACGUUCUACAUGUUUUGCGGCUGCACUGUUGUGGGCCUGGUGGUGUUCUACGUCACAGUACCGGAAACACGCGGAGUCAGACUCGAAGAAAUUCAGCAGCUCUUUGCGAUGCCCUGGGGUCUCCACGCUCCGCGACGAGCCCCAGCAAACAGCUCGUCUGGAGACGGAGAGGAAAGCAGCUCGGCCCAAGGGUUCGAAAAUAAGACAUUCGAUCCAUCCUAGCGGGAAGGAGGGAAGGGAAGAAUAUGUCUGUGAGAUUGUGUGGGGGUGUUUUGAUGACAUUUAUUACGAGGAACUUUGCCAGCAAGCAUUUGGAAAUAAAAUCGUACACCCUACCUCGUACCACGGGUUGCUUGGCCUGUUCCAAGACUUCCUUACGUUUGUUUCAAUUGUAGUCAAUGCUGAGACCAAAGCCAUUGUAUGAGAUUGUGUAUGCAUCACCAAAAUGACUCUCGGUCUCAUUCUACUGAUUUUAGUUUAACCAGUUCAAUUAUAAAUGCCAGACACGUAUAAAUGUGGUAAAAGCGGCUGUCGUCUCCUGUGCUAAGGAUCAAUGUUUGCGGUUUGGGCUGCAUUUUAGCUACAGUCUUGGAUAUGCGCUCAUUAUUAUUUCGAGUAAUUGUGUCUGGAUCAUUUUGUGAGGUUAUUCCAGACUGCUUGUUAUAUUGUCAUUAUGGAAUGUAAUAUUUUGUGCUAUGCCAAAUAAACGUAUGUAUCUUUUUA
Messenger RNA from Amphibalanus amphitrite, 2741 nucleotides. RefSeq names its product proton myo-inositol cotransporter-like. Gene Ontology annotation, cellular component: membrane. The transcript has a single exon. Gene Ontology annotation, biological process: transmembrane transport. Gene Ontology annotation, molecular function: myo-inositol:proton symporter activity. The record is from RefSeq and is a predicted model, not a curated record. Lineage: Eukaryota; Metazoa; Arthropoda; Thecostraca; Balanomorpha; Balanidae. The coding region runs from base 333 to 2240 and encodes 635 amino acids.